AAUGCCUGGCAACCCUGGCCCAACAACGCCGAGUUGAAGCAUGUUUUCCUGAUUUUUACCGGGUAAAAUGUAUUUAAUUAUAUAAUUCAGCGGCCUUUGCAGCGAUGGAUCCCAUUGAUGCCACCAAGCGUAAGCCCAGACGCACCCACGGCACACCAUCCUAUACGUACCGCAAUCGAUUCGCCUAUGCCCUGUUGGUCGCCGGAACGGCCGUGUUCGCAAUUUGGAGUCUGACCCCCAUACAACGUAUUGCCAACGAGAAGCUGUGCCAGGCGGUGGCCCAAACGGAACAGGAGCGCGAUAGAAAGGCACUCUUUGAUUUCGCGGCCCCGAGGACUUCGAAAUUCAUUAAAGAGGCGAUCGAGGAGAGCGAGGAGCAAAGGAUUAAAUAAUGGAUCGCAAGACGCGGCGGGCUAACUUCAAAAACCUGCAGCCCCGGUAAUUUUAAUUCAAGUUUACCUGUUGAACAAUAAAAUGAUUGUAGCUAUCUAAUCAAA
Drosophila elegans is the source of this 497-nucleotide messenger RNA. RefSeq lists its product as uncharacterized. Bases 105 to 392 code for a protein of 95 amino acids. The record is from RefSeq and is a predicted model, not a curated record. Lineage: Eukaryota; Metazoa; Arthropoda; Insecta; Diptera; Drosophilidae. The transcript is spliced from 2 exons.